UCCGCUGCCCCCCGCCACCCCCACCACCUCAAGAACUUAUAAAUUUCCAAACGCGCUACGAGUCUGCAAAGCCCACUCGAUCGAUCCGAGUCAGACAGUCUCUCUCCGUACACCAAGGUAUUCAACUCUUCUUCCCCCUUCUCCUCCUGUCGUGUCGUGUCUCCAUCUCCUUCGCCUGCGCGCGGCGGCGUUCCGUACCGUACACAGCGAGCGAUCAUGGAGGUGGAGGCGGCGGCGGUCUCCUUCGCCAGCACGUCGUGGUCGUUCUCUCCCAGCACGCCGGCGGCGCCGAGCGGCGGCGCGGGAGGCGGAGGCAGGAGCAUCUCCCGCCUGCUGCCGGCGCGCGUCGCCGGGGCGGUGGCCCGGGGCGUCGUCACCGUCGUCUUCGCGGCAGUGGGCGUGGUCCUCGGGGCCGUGACGGGCGCGCUGAUCGGGCUGGCCACGGAGAGCGGCCUGGUGCGCGGCGCCGGCGUCGGGGCCAUCUCCGGCGCCGUCGUCUCCAUGGAGGUCGUCGACUCCUCCGUCGCCAUCUGGCGCUCCCACGACUCGGGGAUCUGGAGCGUCCUCUACGUGCUCGACGUGAUCUGGAGCCUCCUGACCGGCCGCCUCGUGCGCGAGAAGGUUGACCCCGCCGUGCAGAGCGCCGUCGACAGCCAGAUGAACGCGGUGGACUCGCCGUUCGGGGAGAUGGCGCCGACGUUGGCGGACAUGUUCGAGACUGGCGCCGCCGGGGCGGCGAAGGGCAUGCCGGCCGCCGCCAUCGAGGCGCUCCCGUCCGUGACCUUCACCGAGCGCGCCGCCACCGGCGACGACCGGACCGGCUGCUCCGUCUGCCUCCAGGAAUUCGAGGCCGGCGAGACGGCGCGGAGCUUGCCGGUGUGCGGGCACACGUUCCACCUGCCGUGCAUCGACGUCUGGCUGCUCCGGCACGCGUCGUGCCCGCUGUGCCGCCGCGCGGUCGAGGCCGUUGCCGCGCCUGCAGAGCCCCGGCACGCGGUGUACAGUGGUUAGCUUAGCACUCUUUCGUGCUCAUGUCUUCGUCGUCGCUUUCGAGCUUGAGGACGUACGGUGUACAGAUACAGAUACUUUAGCUCCACGUGGGCUAUAUACACGCCAUGGUUGUGAAUAUGUUGUAUAGAGGUCCAUGUUGUAGAUGAUUGAUUCUUGUAGAAUUGAGUUUUUCUCUCUGUUAGUAAAAUUAUUUUUCAUUGUUCACUACUCACUAGUGUACAUAUAUAGUAUAGAAAGUCUAUAUUGCCCC
Molecule: messenger RNA, 1261 nt
Organism: Panicum virgatum (switchgrass)
Lineage: Eukaryota; Viridiplantae; Streptophyta; Magnoliopsida; Poales; Poaceae
Product: NEP1-interacting protein-like 1
Exons: 3
Coding region: 217-1011 (264 amino acids)
Source: RefSeq, a predicted model, not a curated record